AUGCAAAUUUGCAGGGCUCUACUCACUGCUUCCCUUUAUGCCAGUCUCGCCCAAGCAUCUGCUCCCAAUGGACCUUGGGAUGCAUUCAACUACGCACCUGUGUCAAGGACUGUUCGUCCAGCUGCCGUAUUCAAAUCGUGGGGCUCAAUUGCGAAUGCGGAGAAUCUACUCUCAGAGUCAGGCGAAGCUUCGCUGAGUGGUGACGGAUCAUUUGUUGCUCUGGACUUUGGUAAAGAAGUGGGCGGACUGAUUACUAUGAGACUUUUUCCAUCCUCGAAUAGCAGCGCUUUCUCACUCUCGUUCUCUGAAUCGCCUAUCUACGUCAGACCUCUUGCUUCUGAUGACUCAACGUAUCCUGCUCCGAAUACAACAUUUGACGGUGUAGAACCGGUGCUGGCUCCGCUCCCUUCUAGCCUCUGGACGCAACCAGCAGAGCGUCUUCGCGGAGGCUUCCGUUAUCUUACGAUCGUCUCAAACUCCGAAGAUAAAUUAACAAUCAGCAACAUCACCUGCGAGAUUUCUUUCGCACCGCAUGUCGAGAAUAUGCGCGACUAUGCGGGAUAUUUCUCCGCGAAGGAUCCGGUGUUCCACGAUCUCGACUUCCUAACGAAGCUGUGGUAUGCUGGAGCAUACACCGUACAGGCCAACGUGGUCUCGUUACAUACAGGAAGGCAGAUUCCACCUGUUGCGUCCCCAGGUUGGGCGAACAAUGCGACACUCGGCGUUGCAGGUCCAAUCAUCGUCGACGGAGCAAAACGUGAUAGGGCUGUCUGGCCAGGCGACAUGGGCAUUGCUGUCCCAACUGCCUUUGUCAGCACGAAUGACUUACUUCCUGUUAAAAACGCUCUGUCAACAAUGUUUGCCAAUAUCAACCCUGUGACGGGAGCGUUGCCAGAGAGUGGGCCACCGCUAAGCCAACUUGACAGCGAUACCUAUCACGGUUGGACACUCAUUGGCACCCAUAAUUACUACCUAUACUCUGGUGACGUUGAUUGGUUACAAACCGUUUGGGCAAACUAUACAAAAGCGGUACAGUUCUUGGAAAAUAAGUCGACUCCAUCUGGCCUUAUAAACAUAACUGGUCUACGUGACUGGGCACGACUUGGUGGAGGAGGAAUCAAUGCAGAAGGCAAUGCAAUUUACUACAAGGUCCUUACAAACAGUGCAGACCUCGCCACGCACCUAAACGAUACUUCUCUUGCCUCCGCCUAUUCCACGAAUGCCUCAAUUGUCAAAUCCGCGUUUAAUGAAGUCUUCUGGGUAAACUCGCUCGGCAUGUACCGCGACAACGACACGACAACACUCUGCCCUCAGGACGCGAAUUCCUUCGCAGUGCUAUUCAAUCUCACCCAGAAUGCGUCACAAGCGAAUUCAGUCAGCGCGGGUCUCGAAAAGAAUUGGAAUGAGCUCGGCGCGGUUGCUCCUGAGUUACCAGACACGAUUUCUCCUUUCAUAGGUGGAUUUGAGCUCCAAGCCCAUUUCACGUCCGGGAAUGACCAACGAGCCAUGGACUUGCUGCGCCGCGAAUGGGGAUAUAUGUUAUACACAAAUCUCAGCGUUCAGUCGACUCUGCUAGAAGGAUAUACCGCUAAUGGUUCAAUCGGGUAUCGUUCAUACCGUGGAUAUAAUUACGACCCCGCAUAUACUUCUCACGCCCACGGCUGGAGCUCAGGCCCCACUUCAGCGCUAAUGUUUUACGUCUUAGGCCUCCAAAUCACUACACCGCAAGGCCGAGAUUGGACACUCGCACCACAUACUUCCGAUUUAAGUUCCGCGGAGGGUGGCUUCGAAACCCCUCUUGGCUGGUUUGGAGCUUCAUGGAAGCUGUCAGGAAAGAUCUUCCAAAUCAAUGUUAAUACACCAAAGGGCACGAUGGGCACGACAAUUAAGGUUGAUGGCGAGGUAAUGAGAGUGUCAAAGGAGAAUGGGUCGAUGAGCAUCACUGUCUCCGGUGGAGAGCACUCAAUCAUCACGAGUUAG
This is a messenger RNA of Fomitiporia mediterranea MF3/22, 1980 nucleotides long. Its product is annotated as Six-hairpin glycosidase. NCBI's taxonomy places the organism in Eukaryota, Fungi, Basidiomycota, Agaricomycetes, Hymenochaetales, Hymenochaetaceae. Gene Ontology annotation, biological process: carbohydrate metabolic process. The coding region runs from base 1 to 1980 and encodes 659 amino acids. The record is from RefSeq and is a predicted model, not a curated record. The transcript has 8 exons.